AUGCUAAUGGAUUCUGAUAACACUCCAGCGUUUUGCAAGCUUUUACAAUUUGGAGAAGUUUUUAUAAGUAAAAUGCAAAUGCCUUCUUGUUUCAUCAAAGAAAACAAGAAAAUGUUGACGAAGGCUUGUUUACUGAAAACAGAUGAAGCUGGAAUGUUGUGGGAAGCAAAGAUUGUGAGAGAAAAGUCGAAUAAUUACUUCAUAUGUAAAGGAGAGUGGCCACAGUUUGUGGUGCAUCAUCAGCUAAAGCAAGGCGAUGUUUUGCUGUUUUUUCUUGUUGAAAAAUCAGUGUUCCAUGUGCAUCCUUACACACGUAAAUGCCGUAGAAACAUUCGUGAUGAGAAGAAAAAACUAUUUUAUCAGCAACUCAGCAGUACUAGUAGUGGUAGCAGCAACAGCAGCUCUGAAGAGGAGGAAAUUGGACCUGAUAGAAAAGUGGAUAGUACUGAGGAAGAAAGUGUUGAUGAAGAUGAUCCUCCUUGCAACAAAAAUCCUAAGCUGGAGAAUUUGUCAGACGACGACGGUGGAAAUGGUUCAAAGAAGUUUGGAGGAGGCAGUAGUAUGAUGAACUUCAAAACUGACCAUCCGUACUAUGAAAUGGUUGUAAAAAGGUCGCACAAGACUUUUAUGACUAUUCCAAAGAGAUUUGCGAAAAGGACGGGCAUCUUUAGCAUGAAGAAGAUGAAAGUGGUUAAUGAAGAAGAGAAAGGAUACUGGAGAGUGGAAAUAGUAGAUAUGAGCGGGACUAUCCGCAUAACAAAAGGAUGGGCUGCCUUUCGAACAUAUAACAAGAUAGUUUGUGGUGACAGUUGCCGCUUCAAGUUGAUUAAGCCAAAUAUUUUACAGGUUCAAAAGGUUCCUAAACAUGCAUCCUUGAAAUCUUAUCAUUAAAAAAAGUUGCAAU
Molecule: messenger RNA, 904 nt
Organism: Solanum pennellii
Lineage: Eukaryota; Viridiplantae; Streptophyta; Magnoliopsida; Solanales; Solanaceae
Product: B3 domain-containing protein At5g18000-like
Exons: 3
Coding region: 1-891 (296 amino acids)
Molecular function (GO): DNA binding
Source: RefSeq, a predicted model, not a curated record